Molecule: messenger RNA, 372 nt
Organism: Linnemannia hyalina
Lineage: Eukaryota; Fungi; Mortierellomycota; Mortierellomycetes; Mortierellales; Mortierellaceae
Source: the annotation of a GenBank genome assembly
AUGCCCGUCCAAGUUAUCCGUGCCAGGGACCUCAAGCGCGAGGACGGCCUUAUUGGCAAGAACGACCCCUAUGUCGAACUUAGCAUUGGCCACAGACUGCUGGGCGGUCAGAAGCACAAGACUGCCACCGUCAAGAACCAGUCCGGCGACGUCCAGUUUGAAAACGAGAUCUUCGAAUUUAAUGCCAAGCCCACCGACGAACUCAAGGUCAAGGUCCUUGACGAUGACCUCGUCCACGACGAUGACAUUGGCCACACCAAGAUCCCCCUCGACACCCUCUUCCAGUCAGGCCAGCUCCAGCAGUGGUACCAGAUUGGUGAGGGCUCCAAGGUCCGUGGCCAGAUCGAGAUCCGCUUGGCCGUCGUCCAGUAA